GGGAGUGUUUGGUUUGCGUGGGGAAUCUCUGACACUACUCUCUCUCAGGGAGGAACUCCUGGCCGAGAUGGGUCUUGCCACCCGAGAAGACGGGGGUACCGUUGGCGUCUUCUCCCCCAAAAAGACCCCACACUUGGUGAACCUGAACGAGGACCCCUUGAUGUCGGAGUGUCUCCUGUACUACAUCAAGGACGGGGUGACCAGAGUCGGAAGGUUGGAUGUUGACAUUAAGCUGAGCGGUGACUUCAUCCAGGACCGGCACUGUGUGUUUCGCAGCGAGACGGGGCUCGGGGGAGAUGUGACGGUGACCCUGGUGCCGUGUGAGGGAGCCGAUACCUAUGUCAACGGGAAGCAACUGACAGGCCCCCUGGUUCUGCGUCAAGGUAACCGUGUCGUGCUGGGGAAGAGCCACGUGUUCCGAUUUAACCACCCGGAGCAGGUGAGGCUGGAGCGGGAGAGGGGUCCCAGCCUGGGACCCCUUCCAGAGGCGGCCGACUGGACCUUUGCGCAGAGGGAGCUGCUUGAGAAGGAGGGCAUCGAUAUCCGGCUGGAAGUGGAGCGUAGGCUACUGGACGUGGAGAACCAGUACCGUCGGGAGAAGGAGGAGGCCGACCUACAACUGGAGCAGUCCCGGCUGUACGCGGACUCAGACAGCGGUGAUGACUCAGACAAGCGCUCGUGCGAGGAGAGCUGGCGCCUCAUCGCUUCGCUGCGGGAGAAGCUGCCGGCCAGCAAGGUGCAGAGCAUCGUCCGGCGCUGCGGGCUGCCCAGCAGCGGGAAGAAGCGGGCGCCGCAGCCCGUGUACCAGAUCCCCCAGCGGCGCCGCAUCAGCAAGGACCCCCGGUGGGUGACGCUGGCUGACCUGAAGAUGCAAGCGGUGAAGGAGAUGUGCUACGAGGUGGCCCUGAAUGAUUUCAAGCACUCGAGGGAUGAGAUUGAGGCCAUGACGGUAGUGAAGAUGAAGGAACUGUCCCGCAUGUACGGCAAGAAGGACCCCAACGAGCGGGAGACGUGGCGCGCCGUGGCACGGGACGUGUGGGACACGGUGGGCGUGGGUGAGGAGCCUGACGGCCAGCCCGCGGCCAAGGUGGACGAUCUGCGGGCUCAUGUCGACAGGCUGACCGGCAUCCUGCAGGAGGUGAAGCUGCAAAAUAACAUGAAGGACGAGGAAAUCCGGGCGCUGAGGGACCGCGUGCUGAAGAUGGAGCAGGUUGUGCCUGCAGCGAAUCCGGAUGGGAGUCCAGCCACAGGAGGGGAGGAGGUGGGCAGCCCGGCCCUGCGCAUCGGUCGGCUAAUGGAGGAGGAUCCGACUUUCCGCCGUGGGCGGCUGCGAUGGCUGCAGCAGGAGCAGCAACGGGUCCUCAACCUGCAGCAACAGCAGCUGGGCCGCCGGCCGCGCAGGAGAAUGGGCGGCCGCUUCAUCCCGCCGCACGACUGCAAGCUGCGGUUCCCCUUUAAAAGCAACCCGCAGCACCGUUGCUCAUGGGGCCCCAGUAAUGAAUCUACUGACCCUAGCGAUGAACCCGGUUACCCUGGCAACGGGUCUACAGACCCCAGCAACAGGCCGACAGACCCAAGCAACAAUCUGGAUUACCCUGAUAACGGGCUUACAGACCCCAACAGCAGGCCCGAAUACCCUGGUAGAGGGCCUGCAGACCCCAGCAACAGGCCUGAUCAGCCUGGCAAUGGGCCUACAGACCUUAGCAAUGGGUCCAUUCACCUCAGCCACUGGCCCACUGACAUGAGUAAGAGGCCUGGUCACUUAGGCAAUGGGCCCAGCUCAACACCUACUGCUGCUAACUAUGCCUCCCAGGCACCACGGCGCAAGCCUGGGCCGGAUGAGAAGCCUCGAGGACGAGGUCCGAGAGCCUGGCCAGGUCCAGGCACCAUGCACCCCCAGCACCGGCGGCCAUUCCGCCGCAACUCCUUCGAUAACGGGGCCGGGGGCCGCACCCGCUUCCCCCGCCAACCACCCUCCCCUGACGAGCGGCCUCCUGCUGCCCCUGAGCACUGCAGACCCCAGCCCCAGCACUGGGGCCGGAGUUCCGAGUCUGGACCCCACCCCCGGCAGUCUGAGCCUCCCCGCCAGAGAGCCUACACGCCACCUCCUCGCAUGAGGCGGCAGCACUCAGCACCUAAUCUGCAGCAGAAGGGUAACCAUGGCUAACGUAGCCUCCUGCCCUGGGCACCGACAGGGGAGAGGGGCUGAAGGUGCGAUGGGGAGGGGAGGGUGCGAGGGACUAGAGGCAAUGCUGCAAGAAAAUUUGUGCAGGGAGGGGCAGGUGUUGAGGGGAUGGAAGUGUGUCAGGAAGGGGGAGGGGCAAAUGUAGGUGUCAGGAGGAAAGUUGUGUGUCAGGAAUAGACGGUGUGCAAGAGGUGUGUCAGGGAAGAGGAUGUGCAACUGGAGAGUGACUGGGAUGGGAAGGUGUGUAAAAGGAGUGUGCAAGGGGUGUGUGUGUCGGGAGGGGCAUUUGUGUGAGGGGAUUGUGGGGGAAAGGAAUGUAAUGGGAUUGUGGGGGGAGUGUGUAAUGGGAGUGUGUCAGGAGGGCAUAGAGGUGAUUGCAAAACAGGCAGUAAUGUGAGUGGGAGAAGGAACAAUGAGUGUGCAGGGGAGGCAGUAGGAGGUGAGUGUGCAAGGAAGGGGUAGAGGCAAGUGUCAAGAUAGGUAAGAGGCUCAAAGUAGGUGUCAGGAGGGAAGGAGAGUGUCAGGAAUGGUGAGUGUGCAAGGUGUGAGUAACUGGGUUGGGAAGGUGUGCAAGGGAUGUUUUUCAGGAGAGGGCAUAGGGCAUGAAGGUGUGCAAGGUAGGGGGAAGUGUGCAAUGAGAGUGUCUGGAUGGGGAGGGUGUGCAAGCGGAGUGUGGGGGUGGGUACAAG
Hypanus sabinus (Atlantic stingray) is the source of this 2874-nucleotide messenger RNA. RefSeq names its product kinesin-like protein KIF1C. The record is from RefSeq and is a predicted model, not a curated record. The transcript has 8 exons. Gene Ontology annotation, cellular component: adherens junction. Gene Ontology annotation, molecular function: cell adhesion molecule binding. Gene Ontology annotation, biological process: regulation of protein localization. The annotation marks the transcript as partial. NCBI's taxonomy places the organism in Eukaryota, Metazoa, Chordata, Chondrichthyes, Myliobatiformes, Dasyatidae.